Myotis myotis is the source of this 1614-nucleotide messenger RNA. It is a transcript of the gene MAP3K7CL, whose product is annotated as MAP3K7 C-terminal like. Bases 325 to 750 code for a protein of 141 amino acids. Lineage: Eukaryota; Metazoa; Chordata; Mammalia; Chiroptera; Vespertilionidae. Gene Ontology annotation, cellular component: cytosol; nucleus. The transcript has 5 exons. The record is from RefSeq and is a predicted model, not a curated record.
UCUGACAGGAGGAGGGCUGCACCCGCCCUGCUUUUUCUAGAAGCAUGACCGCAUCCCCGCUGUCGGGGAGGCGAGGGCAGGAGGGGUGGCAGCGGGAGCGGAACAGGAGGCCCGGGGGACACGGGUCUGGGACAGCAGGUAGCGGAGCCGCGGGCAGCUGUCGCUGCUGCUCAGACCGCCAGUGGCCGCGGCAGGUGCAGGGCUCGGAGUCUCUGUGCACAAAGGCGCCGGGCGGCCAGCAGCGCUGCCCUGGAUUACACGAGGGCACACACCCCGCCGAGUGAGCUGGAAGACCCGGGGGACGGCCGCGGCUCCGGCGCCCACAUGCUCAGCACCGCCAGGGUUCCUGCGGAUCGGCCCGUGCGCAUCGCCUUCAGCCUUGGCCAGGCCUCAGAUGGCGCCCCCCCGGAGGACCCCUCGCUGCUCUUCCCGGAACUAGACCAGCAGCUGCAGCCUCUGCCGCCCCGACAUGACUCCCUGGAGUCCAUGCAGGUCUUCAAGCAGCACUGCCAGAUCGCCGAGGAGUACCACGAGGUCCGCAAGGAGAUCGCGCUGCUCGAGGAGCGGAAGAAGGAGCUCCUUGCCAAGCUGGCGCAGGCGGAGGAGGAGAAGGGGGAUGCCGCCCAGCUGGCCCGCGAGUUCGAGGCGCUGACGGAGGAGAACCGCACCUUGAAGCUGGCGCAGUCCCAGUGCGUGGAGCAGCUGGAGAAACUCCGCAUCCAGUACCAGAAGCGGCAGGGCUCGUCCUAGCGCAGGUCCUCCCCCUGGCCCGGCCCCCCCCCCCCCCCCCACGAGGGAUGGUGAACCCAUCACCCCUCCUGGUCACCCACAUGCUGCCGUCUCUCUGAGCUGGGCCCGGCGAGGUCUGGCCCGACGGGAGGGAGAUUUCACGUUAAAUAAGACAACGAGAGCAAACCUACUGCCCCGCGUGUUUCACGAUUUGUUCCCAUUUAGAAGAUAUUUCUCCUCAUUUAGAAGCUAGGACCGAGACAGAGUAUUGACAGGCUCCCUAAGAAUCUUGAACAGGAUUAAGCCAUGAGACAGGCCAGCCAGGUGCUCGCUGCCGUUCGCCUGCAUGUUUUUAGGUCUCACGUCGUUAACAUCUCCCCUGAGCGCCAAGCAGAGGCCUCUCCGACGUGCUCAUGUCAGUCAGUCAGUCCCUGUGCGAGGAUUGGACCCGGAAUAAACGGUCGCGUAGUCGAAGCUUCCUCCUGAAAACGUUAGCAGAGGCGGGUUUGUGCCCGAAGCGCGUUGGCAGUGCCGACCUGCUGCGGGCGUGAGAAGAGCAGAUAAAGGCGCGUGUCUUCACCCCGCGCUGGCCCCCGGGGAACGUGUCCCCUCGAGUGUGUUCUGGGGGCCCCAGGAGACGGAAGGGGAUGGUUUAGACAUCAUUUUGGGGAGUUCUCAGGAAAACAUCAGACAAAUGACGACCAUUGCUCUGUUUGGAUUUAAAAGGCGUUGGGGUCAGUAAUAACGAAUGGAAAUAUAUGAGUAAAUUCAGGCUUAACACGAGUUUCCUGUUCUACUUAUCACCAUCUUCCCCAACGUGAUCUCUUUGUUUUAUGUCCAUUUCAUUCAUGUAACUUCUUUUUCAUUAAACGCGAUCAAAACUGC